Linum tenue is the source of this 1359-nucleotide messenger RNA. The record is from the annotation of a GenBank genome assembly. Lineage: Eukaryota; Viridiplantae; Streptophyta; Magnoliopsida; Malpighiales; Linaceae.
AUGGCGGUGUAUCAGUCGAAUCGACUCCGUAAGGACGGAGCCUUGAUGGGUCUUGAUGUGGGCGUUGGUGGGCAAGUCCUAGAUCUGGAAACCGCCGUCAAAGACGGCAUUCUCGGCGGCGGCGGAGGAAUCGGAGUCGGCGGCGGUUCGGCGGAGAAAUUAGAUCUGAAGAAAAUGAUUGAAGAGCUGGAAGCCGUGGAAGUGCCGUCGGUUUUCAUCUGCCCGAUUUCGCUCGACCCGAUGCGCGACCCGGUUACGCUCUGCACGGGUCAGACCUACGAGAGAUCCAACAUCUUGAAAUGGUUCUCAAUGGGCCACUACACUUGCCCGACGACGAUGCAGGAGCUCUGGGAUGACUCCGUAACCCCCAACGCCACUCUCCAGCAGCUAAUCCACACCUGGUUCGCUACGAAAUACUCCGCCAUGAAAAAGCGGUCCCAAGAUGUUCAGGGGAGAGCCAUUGAAGUCCUCGAGAUUCUCAAGAAGGCGAAAGGGCAGUCUAGAAUUGAAGCUCUCAAGGAGCUCCGGCAACUCGCCGCCGCGCAUUCCACCGCGAGGAAGUCACUUGUCGACAAUGGAGGCGUCGGGUCGCUGUCCUCUCUACUGGGUCCUUUCACCACGCACGCAGUGGGUUCCGAGGUAAUUGCAAUUCUGGUCAGUUUGGAUCUUGAUUACUCGGGGAAAACCAAUUUGACCCAGCCAGCCAAGAUUUCGUUGAUGGUGGAUAUGUUGAAUGAAGGGUCGAUUGAGACGAGAAUCAACUGCACGAGGCUGAUUGAAAUGCUCAUGGAAGGUAAAGAUUUCGUGUCGGAGAAUGUUUCGAGUUUGUCUCUUUUGGUUGGAUUGUUGAAGCUAGUGAAGAAUGAGAGGCACCCAAAUGGGGUGAUUGCAGGACUCAGAUUGCUCAAGGCAAUUUGCUCUCAUGAGUCGUUAAGAGCUUCCAUUGUAAGCAUUGGCGCAGUUUCCCAAUUGGUGGAGCUGUUGCCUGGCUUCAAAGCCGAUUGCAUCGAAUUGGCACUUCACAUUCUCGAGGUUCUUUCUACUGUGCCAGAGGGGAGAUUAGCCCUAAAGGAAUGUGCCAAGACAAUCCCAAACAUGGUGAAAUUGUUGAUGAAGGUCUCCGAGAGUUGUACCCAAUUGGCAUUGGCGAUUUUGUGGGCAGUAUGCAAGCUAGCCCCGGAGGAAUGUGGGGCUCUUGCUGUGGAGGCAGGUUUGGCUGCCAAAUUACUUCUGGUGAUACAGAGUUGUUAUAACCCCGUGUUGAAGCAGAGAUCAGCCGAGCUUUUGAAGUUGUGUAGCUCAAAUUAUACCGCCACGAAUUUCAUCUCCAAGUGUAAGCUCACCACGACUAUACAAUGA